UAUCAAUAGCCUCAUUUCAAACCUUUAAGAAACAAAUGGAAAAUUGCGAGGGAACUAGCAAGACAGAGGAAACAACACAAAAGAGCAGUUCACAUUAUAAAUUCUGUAGAAUAGAUCACAUUUUCACCCCAGACUACGUCAUUUCAAAAGUGCGCUCAAAAUGGCGGCUUGCUGGAAUGUCAUAAAUACAGAAUGGGACACAGACCAGGAAACUGUAAAUUUUGGCACAAGACAAUGUGUUGUGGUAGAUUCUACUCUCUUUGAUAUUGUUACUUUGGCUACUGUGGAAUGCAGCAAUCCUGGAUUAAAAUCAGAACCAAGGGUCCAAGGGAACAUGUGGGAACAAUAUACAGUGAUAGCAGUUGAUAGCUAUUGUCACAUUUUGACAGACAAUUGCCAGACCGUGCUGAAAAGUUUUUUGUUAGAUUCACAUCCAAGUUGCUUGGCUUGGUCUCUGGAUGGAAAUUUUUUGUUUAUAGUAACAGAAGGUGGUCACAUGAGUGUAAUCUACAUUCCAGACAGCUUGCUACUGGUGACUAUGCCAUUGCCAAAUUUCUCGCUACCUAACCAGGCAGUUUACAUUACGAUUAGAAAAGAUGAGGUCCUUCUCCUCAGUAGCAAUGGUUUAUUGUUGAGAUUGAGCAACCUUAACCUUGCAGAACUGACAUCUGCCUUAAUGAAAAAAAAUGGACAAAAGGCUCAAGAAAUACAGAGUAAAAUGAAACGAGACAUUGUGGAAUGUUUACUAAAAACAAAGAUAACGGCGUCUACAGUUAUCGAAGAUUUACAUGGUGAUGCGGCCUUGGUGAUCGGGACAGUUCAAGGAAUUUUUCUAUGGGAUUUUACAAAAAAUCUGAUUAUUGCUGGUGCACCUUUAAGUUGUUUGUUACGGCAAAUCGAAUCCACCGGUUGCAAUAAGUUCCUAAUCGCUUUGAAUGAUGAAGGGAAAAUUAUUUGCUACGACAUAGAUUUCCUCUUGCCUGUUUACUUCGUGGAAUCCAACGGGCAAUUAGUGUUGUUUGAACUUGACAAAACGGCGAAACGCAUUUUGUCAACUGACUUUGCUGACACCGGCAACCCGUCGAUUGUCAUGAGAUCUUUCAUGGGAUCUGAAGUUGAAUAUAGGGUUCUUGUAAGCGACUUCUGUUAUUUGAUGCCGUCUUCCACCAAACAAGGCGACAUUAUGUUUAUUGAGGGUGCCCGUGAUGGAGACGGCAACGUGAAGACCUUGCGAAUAAGAAAAAUGGCAGAAGGACGGCCAAUAGAGAGAUUAAGGCGUUUCAUUGCACGAGGGAAUUUUGAGGAAGGCCUUCGAUUUGCGCAAAACUUUAACUUGGACAUUCAACAAGUAUACACCGCAAAAGCGACUCAGCUGUCACAUGAAUUAUCCAUUUGGGCAAAUACAAAGCCUGAAGUAAUACCCAGCAAACACCUGGACUUAAUCGAUACCUUAGAUUGCAUUACGGAGCUUAGGUUCGUGGUUGAAUGCUGCCUGAAAUGUGCCCCGACGUCUGUCGAUUACAUCCGUAAUUUUCUCAAUUACGCCAGAAAACGCAUAAGUCUCAGUAAAAAUAAGGAUGAAGAAAAUGAACGUCUACUUUACAUUAUGGACGUUUGUAACGUUCAAGAGAAACUGGACACAUUUGACCUCAUUUACGGACCAAAUUUGAUCCAAUACUGGUAUACGAUUGACAUGAAGGAUAUGUUUAAUACCCUCUUAGAGAUCUUAAAUAUGGAGGAAAUGACAAGUGCCUUGAUCCUCUGGCAAAGACACAGUGUAGAAAUUGUUACCGAUCCAUCCUUCGCAGAAGAAGAAGCGCUUCAACUUCUUGGUAGCAUCCCUUCAAAUUUGAAGUCAACAACUCUCUUACCUUGGCUUCAGCAUGUUCUGCCAAGCCUAGUUCAAUUCGACAGCGAUAGAAUUCCGCUUGUGAUUGACUGGAUUGUCAGAAAGGCUGCUUCUCUGGAAAUUGCCGAAAGAGAAGAAUGGCCGCAAAAUGCACUGAAAUUCGCGGAUACUCUACUGAGUUCCCUGAAAAAGGUGACCAAGUCCUCUGAUGGCCUUAUGACCCCCUUGUUUGAUUGCAUCCAGGAUCUUGAUGAGAUUGUCGUACUGUAUGAGAAGUACAAAAUUCCCAUAACCUUCAGCAAAUUCACGCAGGAGAACAGAUUGGCUACCGUCAUUCUUCUAUUGAAUUGGUUACCAACAGCUGCGGAUGUGGGACCUUUCUUGGAUGCGUUUCUAUUACCUUUUAUGCGCCGACGAGCUCUGGAUAUUGAUGAGAGUAUUUUUCACUACAUAUUGAAUCUACUUCAUAAUUCUGUGAGCUGGUGGCAUAACGGGCAAGCCCAAUGGGAGCAAAUAGUUUCAACAUUAAUCACUUAUAUCAGGAGCAUUGAGGUACAAGCCAGAUCAAUCCUUGCUGCACUUUGUCAAGCUCCGGUACCUUGGAGUCCAACCAUUACUGAACUCGCCGAGAAAGGAAAAAAACUUGAGCAUUCGCUAGCUGAGAAGAUAAAAGAAGAACACUCAAUUGUCCCUCUUAAAACCGUUCUGCGCCACUACAACAUUCACGUCUUUGACUUAAAUGAUAUGCAUCUAAUGGACUGCAUCAUCCGAAACAUUUUGAAGCAACAAACAACCGAGUGCCUCGAAGAUGCACUCACAGUGGCAUAUGCUUCAAAUGCAAUAUCCGAAAAUGAUGUUCGCACCACCUACCUUACAAGCCUUAUGUGUAGUGACAAGCGUGAUUUGAUUGUUGAAACACUAGGGAAAAUGUCAAGUAGGGAACGGGCUUCGUGUUGCCGCAAACUCAUCUUUUUCAUCGAAGGCACCGUUAAUUCAUACAUCAAUAAGCCUAAACCAAUGACCCAGAAGCAAGCUGAUACUUGCAUGAGCUGCCUGAAUGAAAUCUGGGAGAACUUUAAGUCAGGAAGCGGCUACCCAAGUGAUGGUUGCUUGCAUGGUCGCAUCAUGGAUUUAAAGAAUGUUUAUCGUUUGAUGUCGCACGGUGUGUCAAUACCUUUGAAUAGCUAUUGCUAUGUGAAGCAGCGACAAGACGCACUGCGUAAUUUCUGCAAAAUCCUCCUUGGGAAGGAGGUGAUGGAUUAUACGGAGCUGAAUAGAGUGGCCCAUCUUUUGUCUCUAUCCGAGUCAUUCGCUCUCCAAGAACAAAUUCUAUCAGCACGUUCCAUCGGGAAAGAUGAAGUGAUGAUCACAUGUUGUCACCGGCUGCUGGUUUGCGCCGAAGAUGCUACUACUGCAGAGGCCUGCUACAUAGCAGCCCAGUGUUUGAACCAAAGUAGUGCUUACGAUAUGAUAGAGCUGCAGAGUCAAUUGGCUGCUAAAGCGGCAACGUACUGCACUAACGAUUCUUUAAUGGAUUCUAGCGAACUGUGCUGUUUGGUCAAUUUGAGACAUCUGAUUCAAAAGCGUUCUUCAGCAGUUGGCACACCUGACGUUUACAGCAGUAUCUCGUCAUUGGGGGUUUAUCAAGAUUUCACCACACCUAUUCUCAACCGCGAUAUUAUGAAAUUCCUUUCCACAGCCCAAGCUCGCGUGUUGCCAUGCCUGGAGCCUAGCAAAGGAAGCAACACUAUUGUGGGCUUGUCAGCUCAAAUACCAAUUUCUGAAGCCGCCGAAAUUUUACGGGAGUUCGCCAAAGAAUGCCUCGGAGUUAUCCAGGUGUUGCGCGGAUGCCGGCAGCUGAUGCCUGCUCUGUAUUUGGCAUACGCCUCAGAUUCUUUGGUUCAUCUGAUGUUUAUCCAUUUGCGCAAUCUGGAUUUGGUGACAGUCUAUAAUAAGACGAUCUCCAAGCAUUUCGACGAAUUGUCUUCGCAGCUUCUAGUUCGUGUAAUGACUGCUAAUCGACCUGAUGUCCCAGAUAUGGCACUUGCUACCUCUUGCCUUCUGAUUCUGGGACCCACAGAGGGUUUUAAAUAUCUCGUGGAUCUAGUGAAACGUUCUACAUCCGAUCGCCGAAGAGUUUUUUAUAUUGGUUUUCUUGGCCGCCUACUCUUCAAGCUUGCUGCAACCGGUGGUGAGGAAGAAGGGUUCUUCGAUUCGGUAAUUCUACGAUGCCACUGGAGCAUGAAACUUGCGCCUUUCGGAAUUCAUGUCCAGAUCCCGCCAAUCGAUGAAAUGGUUCCAAUCAUGGACACUCUGGUUACUCUGGAGGAUGUACCAUUAGAACUGUUAAGCUCAUUUUGCUCAGAUUUUCCUUUAGAUCUAAACACUGCCUUGAUUUCAAGAGUACAAUAUCUGAUCGUGUCCACGGAUGCGGCUAAUAUAGCAGGAAGAAUACCCAAAAUCCGUGACGUUUUGUAUCGACUCCCACCGGUUGAUGUUCAGAAAUUGGUUCAUAGUGUUCGCAACAAAGUUAGCCCGUAUAACUAUGAACUGCUAACGUGCUUAUGUGGAAUCUUGUAUGAACUGAAUCCUGACGCGAUGGAUAUCCGAACCAUGUUAGAACUAUUGGAAUUCUUGGCCUGCUAUGAAAGAUUCGUCCCACCAGGAAUUAUGGAACAUCAGAAUGCGUUUUACCGACUCCCUGGUUCGGAAGAGUGGCCUCAAAAACGUUUGCCUAUGUACUACCAGAUUGAUGCAAGUUUAGCCAAAAAUAUCUAUUACGAAGAGUUCCACGUUUCAAAUUGGACUAUUUGGUACAACUCGCCUUCCCUUCUACCUAUCAACCGCGAUGAAAUUUGUAUGAUGGCCGUCAACAAUACCGUUAAACGCUACAACAAGGAUUGCCUCGAUCAAGCCCAGAUCGAGUCUCUGUUCAGCAAGAUCAAGCAGUGCCUGGAUAGCAUUAGUACAGUCUCCCGGGCUGCAGCCUGCGCUGCUGAUAUUACGCAAAGGCUGACUACCAGUCCCGAAAACUUUUACGCCUCUGAUUUACAUAUGCAACAAUGCGAAAAAUGGAAAAAUGAGAGCGACCCUGCUGGAAUCGCGGCCUACAAUAAAAGUGUAAAAGUUCAUCAGAGAGUGCAAACCGAAGAAAGCCUGGCGUACUUUAAGUUAUGGAACAAACGAUACGAAACCUUACUUCCGUAUCCUGAACGCCUUAUUCGAUCUUUGUUUGAGGACUGUGUAACCAGUGGACGUUUUCAGGAUACCAAUGCAGCAGCAGAAAACAUUUGCCAAAUAUUCAACCUAAAUCUGGUGGUACUUAAACAUGCAAUGAUACAAGAGUGGUUACCCAUGAUUGAACAGUAUCAACAAGAAGAAUUCUAUCAACCCUACGGAAAGGAAUCAAAUGGGGCCCCGUCGGAUUUAAGCAUCGAGUUGCAGAAUAAGCAGAAUCUGGACCGCGUUAUCUGCUUGUUGAGCGGUUCCGAUUGUGUUUCAUGGAUCGCAUAUUUACGCGAAAAAGCUUUAAAUGAUGAAGAGCGUCCUUCAACUCGCGUCAGGGCUUUGACGGCGUUACAAGCUGCUUUGACGGAAGAACAAAUGGUGGAGCAUAUGGAGCUGCAUUCUUACACUCUAAAUUUGCGUAUCAAAGUACUGAAUUUCCUAAGUCGCCUCGAAGUUUUGGGAUUGGUUUACAAAGAAGAAGAAUUUGAAUUAACGGAUAAAGCAGACCUAAUACGUGCUUUGCUGCAGAGUGGAGCUAGCACCCAACGCUGUAUUGCUUUGGCCAUCGAUCUGGCGACAUGCAACAUUAUUCAAGAUGCUGAUAUUUGGACUAAUAUUUUGGAAAAAGUUGUCAAGUUUAAUAUGCUCGAAACGGCACACUCCCUUAUUAAAGAUAUUUCAGAAAUUCGAUUAUUAUGGGUGAAUCCAGUUAUGGCACCUGUAUGGAACUUGAUCCUCCAAUCGCCAUUCAAACAAAAUAACAGUAAUAUCAGCUCUUGCGUUUCCGCUCUUGAAAUGCUUUGGAGUUGCCCUAUUCUUGAAGACAUAGAUUUGGAUUCACUCGAAAAAUGUGUCCUUAGCCAUGAUUACCCCUAUUUGGUCGCCUUGCUGUUGCCAUUCACCAGAAAUACGAAACGUUCUAAUCUAAUUCAGAGGCUACAAGGUUUUGGAUCACUACAAGUUCUAGAGAAGAAAUUGGGAGAAAAAUGUGAAACGUUUCCUUACCUAAACCUGAUUACAUCUUUACUUUCACGCGCCUGAUAUUCUGUAGCCAGAUUGUCUUUGGUCUUUCAUUAUUAACUGUAUUCCAAAAAUGAUAAAAACAUUAAGUAUUAUUAAAAAAAUAAAAAAAAGCUUCAUUUGU
This is a messenger RNA of Daphnia magna, 6221 nucleotides long. RefSeq lists its product as uncharacterized. The record is from RefSeq and is a predicted model, not a curated record. Gene Ontology annotation, molecular function: small GTPase binding. The transcript is spliced from 25 exons. The coding region runs from base 161 to 6118 and encodes 1985 amino acids. Gene Ontology annotation, cellular component: RZZ complex; cytoplasm; kinetochore microtubule. Gene Ontology annotation, biological process: protein localization to kinetochore involved in kinetochore assembly; mitotic sister chromatid segregation; mitotic spindle assembly checkpoint signaling. Lineage: Eukaryota; Metazoa; Arthropoda; Branchiopoda; Diplostraca; Daphniidae.